AUGGCUGGACGACACCCCAUAGGAGGCCAUGGCGGGCCCUCGAACACCACCGACGACCUGCUGCUCGACCUGGACAAUGAGCAGCCCGUCUACAGCGCCGGCCAGCGGUCGGCCUUGAACGACGACGACCUGGCGCGAGCCUACGAGCACGAUCACGACCCGCAGAGCCGCCCGUCGGUGUCGUACGACGACUUCGUCGGCGCCGAGCCGUCGUCAUAUCCCCCAGCAGGGCGCCCGGGCGCGGCGCAGCCAGCGCAGCCGUCGGGGCAGCCGGGCCCGUACCACACGAACCAGUUCAGCCAGUCCUCGGACCUCGACAACUUCCCGCGCUACGCCGACGACUUCGACGACGACGAAAUGUACUACCAGCACGGCGGCGCGUCGGGCGCGGGGCCGGCGUCGGCUGGCAGGGACAAUGCGAGAGCCCGGAACAGCGUGCUGUCGCUGGGAGGCGGCCUCUUUGGCAAGCUGAAGCACCGGCUCGGCAUGGGCCAGGGCUACUCCGAGAUGGAUCUCCCGUUGACGGAGCCGGGCCACGAUCGAGGCGGCCCGAUGGCGGCCUCGCAGCAGCCGGACCAGCAGCCCCCGGGCAAGAAGUCGGGCAACUUCAAGUUUGGCUUUGGCCGCGGCAAGCCAGAUCCCGCGACCCUGGGCCCGAGAAUCAUCCACCUCAACAACCCGCCCGCCAAUGCCGCCAACAAGUACGUUGGCAACCACAUCUCGACGGCCAAGUACAACGUCGCCACGUUCCUCCCCAAGUUCCUCUUCGAGCAGUUCUCCAAGGUCGCCAACAUCUUCUUCCUCUUCACGGCCGCGCUGCAGCAGAUCCCCGGACUGUCGCCCACGAACAAGUACACGACAAUCGGACCCCUGGCCGUCGUGCUCUUGGUUUCUGCCGGUAAGGAAUUGGUGGAGGAUUACCGGAGGAGAGUGGCCGACAAUGCGCUCAACACCUCUACGGCGCGAGUCCUGCGUGGCUCGACCUUUACGGAAACGAAAUGGAAUGCCGUGGCGGUGGGCGACGUGGUCAGGGUCGAGUCUGAGGAGCCGUUCCCGGCCGAUCUGGUGCUUCUGGCAAGUUCCGAGCCCGAGGGUCUCUGUUAUAUCGAGACGGCAAACCUGGACGGCGAGACCAACUUGAAGAUCAAGCAGGCCCUUCCCGAGACGUCGACAUUGGUGUCGCCCAGCGAAGUGAGCCGACUGGGAGGGCGCAUCAAGUCGGAGCAGCCCAACAGCAGUCUGUACACGUACGAAGCGACCCUGAUCAUGCAAGCCGGAGGAGGGGAGAAGGAGCUGGCAUUAAACCCCGAGCAACUGCUCCUUCGAGGUGCCACUCUGAGAAACACCCCUUGGAUCCACGGCAUCGUCGUCUUCACCGGCCACGAGACCAAGCUGAUGCGAAACGCCACCGCGACGCCGAUCAAGCGAACCAAGGUCGAGAGGCAGCUCAACUGGCUCGUGCUCAUGCUGGUCGGCAUGCUGCUGGUGCUCAGCGUCAUCAGUACCGUGGGAGACUUGGUGAUGCGCGGCGCCACUGGCGAUUCGCUUUCGUAUCUCUACCUGGACAAGAUCGACAGCGCUGGAGUGGCGGCUUCGACAUUCUUCAAGGACAUGGUCACGUACUGGGUGCUCUUCUCCGCGUUGGUCCCCAUCUCCCUCUUUGUGACGGUGGAACUGGUCAAGUAUUGGCACGGCAUCCUCAUCAACGACGACCUCGACAUGUACUACGACAAGACGGAUACACCGGCCACUUGCCGAACGUCGAGCUUGGUGGAGGAGCUUGGAAUGGUCGAAUACGUCUUCUCUGACAAGACCGGCACGCUCACGUGCAACAUGAUGGAGUUCAAGCAGUGCUCCAUUGGCGGCGUCAUGUACGCCGAAGAGGUUCCCGAGGACCGGCGAGCGAGCGGCGCGGACGACGAAGAGACGGCCAUUUACGACUUCAAGGCGCUGCAGGCCAACUUGACCCAGGGCCACCAGACCGCGGGCAUGAUUGAUCAUUUCCUCUCGCUGCUCGCUACUUGCCACACGGUCAUUCCCGAGAUGGACGAGAAGGGCCAUAUCAAGUACCAGGCUGCCUCUCCCGACGAGGGUGCCCUGGUGGCCGGAGCCGUCACCAUGGGAUACAAGUUCACUGCGCGGAAACCAAAGUCGGUCAUCAUUGAAGCCAACGGCCGAGAGAUGGAGUACGAGCUGCUGGCCGUCUGCGAGUUCAACUCGACUCGCAAGCGAAUGUCUGCCAUCUUCCGCUGCCCGGACGGAAAGAUUCGAGUCUACUGCAAAGGUGCCGACACCGUCAUUCUCGAGCGACUCAAUGACCAGAACCCCCACGUCGAAAUCACCCUGCGACACCUGGAGGAAUAUGCCUCGGAGGGGCUGCGGACGCUCUGCUUGGCCAUGCGCGAAGUGCCGGAGCAGGAGUACCGUGAGUGGCGCCAGAUCUUUGACACGGCGGCGACGACUGUGGGCGGCAAUCGAGCGGAGGAGCUGGACAAGGCUGCCGAGGUCAUCGAGCACGACUUUUACCUCCUGGGCGCCACUGCCAUCGAGGACCGCCUGCAAGACGGCGUGCCAGAGACGAUCCACACGCUGCAGCAAGCCAACAUCAAGGUGUGGGUUCUGACGGGAGACCGACAGGAAACGGCCAUCAACAUCGGCAUGAGUUGCAAGCUCCUGAGCGAGGACAUGAUGCUUUUGAUCGUAAACGAAGAGUCGUCUGCCGCGACUCGCGAUAACAUCCAGAAGAAGCUCGAUGCCAUCAGGACGCAGGGCGACGGUACCAUUGAAAUGGAGUCGUUGGCGCUUGUCAUUGACGGCAAGUCCCUGACGUAUGCGCUGGAGAAGGACAUGGAGAAGCUCUUCCUCGAUCUCGCCAUCAUGUGCAAGGCCGUCAUCUGCUGUCGUGUGUCACCCCUGCAGAAGGCCCUGGUCGUCAAGCUCGUCAAGAAGUACCAGAAGCAGUCGAUUCUCCUCGCUAUCGGCGACGGAGCAAACGACGUCUCCAUGAUCCAGGCAGCACACAUUGGCGUCGGCAUCAGCGGUGUCGAAGGCCUGCAGGCUGCUCGGAGUGCCGACGUGGCCAUUGCCCAGUUCAGAUACCUGCGGAAGCUGCUGCUUGUCCACGGCGCGUGGAGCUACCAGCGCGUGAGCAAGACGAUCCUGUUUUCCUUCUACAAGAACAUUGCCCUGUACUUGACGCAGUUCUGGUACACGUUCCAGAACGUCUUCUCCGGCCAGGUCAUUUACGAAUCGUGGACGCUGUCCUUCUACAACGUCUUCUACACCGUCCUCCCGCCGCUGGCCAUUGGCAUCCUGGAUCAGUUCAUCUCAGCGCGCCUGCUCGACCGCUACCCCCAGCUCUACAUGAUGGGCCAGCAGAACUCGGCCUUCAAGCUCAAGGUCUUUGCGCAGUGGAUUGCUAACGCCAUCUACCACUCCCUCGUCCUCUACAUCUUUGCCGAGCUCAUCUGGUACAGCGACGUGAUUGACGGCCAGGGGCAGACCGACGGCCACUGGGUGUGGGGAACCGCCCUGUACGGCGCCGUCCUCCUCACCGUGCUAGGCAAGGCAGCCUUGGUGACCAACAACUGGACCAAGUACCAUGUCAUGGCCAUCCCAGGUAGCAUGGUCAUCUGGUGGGUGUUCAUCGCCGUCUACGGUACCGUCGCACCCAAGGUCAACAUCUCCCCCGAGUAUUUCGGCGUCAUCCCCAAGCUGUACAGCAGCCCCGUCUUCUGGCUGCAGACAUUCGUCCUUGCCUUGCUGUGUCUGUCGCGAGAUAUCGCUUGGAAGUACGCCAAGCGAAUGUACUGGCCGCAGACGUACCACCACAUUCAGGAGAUUCAAAAGUACAACAUUCAGGACUACCGGCCUAGGAUGGAGCAGUUCCAGAAAGCCAUCCGCAAGGUUCGGCAGGUGCAGCGUAUGCGUAAGCAGCGUGGCUAUGCCUUUUCGCAGGCCGACGAGAGCCAGACGCGCGUGCUUCAGGCAUACGACACGACCAAGCACCGAGGCCGAUAUGGAGAAAUGGCGAGCUCAAGACCUAUAGAAGGGAUAUAA
Trichoderma citrinoviride is the source of this 4059-nucleotide messenger RNA. RefSeq names its product phospholipid-translocating P-type ATPase. Gene Ontology annotation, cellular component: plasma membrane. Bases 1 to 4059 code for a protein of 1352 amino acids. The transcript is spliced from 2 exons. The record is from RefSeq and is a predicted model, not a curated record. Gene Ontology annotation, molecular function: ATPase-coupled intramembrane lipid carrier activity; ATP binding; ATP hydrolysis activity. Lineage: Eukaryota; Fungi; Ascomycota; Sordariomycetes; Hypocreales; Hypocreaceae. Gene Ontology annotation, biological process: intracellular protein transport; phospholipid translocation; post-Golgi vesicle-mediated transport.